CCUAUAAAGCGUCCUCUGUCUUAAACCCAAGUUUACAUUGUUAAAGUCUCAUUUUGAUACUAAAGCAGCAUUAAGAUUAGAGCCUGUAUUGUUCUAGUCUUUUUUGUUCCUUUUCAGAUCAUGAAAAUGCUAAAAUAUUUAGUAUAAAUAUUAACCAGAUAUAAACGAAUCAUUUACAAUUAUACAUCCUUUGAUUCAUAAUUGUCACUUUGAAAUACCAAAUUGUUAACUAGUGAAGAACACAGCUUAAGGAAAAACUUUAUAUAUUUUUUGUAGACAAAAGAAAGUUAUUAAUAUGAUGGGUCCUGAGAGUAGAACAGACCUGUGGGACCUGCAUAUUAGGCCCACUAAAGUGAGCUUUAACCAUUGUCUCUUGUUUUUAUCUCCUUUGACCUUUAACAAAGCAUAAUCACUACCUUUGCCUGCGUUGAAAAGUCAUACUUAACCCUUAAAGCUACAAGUCUAUAGAACAUUUGUCUCAAAAAUAAAUAUGCUACAAUCUAAUAACAUUGUCUAUUUGUAGCCGAGAUGGUUGGCGAAAAUGAUCUUAGUGGAUAUAAUAUUCUAUGGUUGGAAUGAUAAUAUUUAUUGCCAUAUUUGCCCUGCAUCGAAAGCUACCUCUACCGAACAAUGUUCCGUAGAGCAAAAGCUUCGUUUUCGUCAUAUACAUUAUCUAUUUGGUAUUGUAGAAGGGCAGUUUGGUGAAUUAACAAGACAUGUAAUCUAAUUACACACAUAAACCAAUGCUUAGAAUUAAUAAGAAACGAAGAUAUAAGUAGGAGACAUGUGUUAACGGCAUCUUCUAUGAGUCAACCAUAGUCCCAAAUUGCCUUUGUACAGAUACUUUAUCUAUACCAAAUUUAAAUUCAAACUCUUCAUUUUUCUACUUCUUCUCUGUUUAAAGUUUUAACAUUGUUUAUCACUGUUAUUUUACAGACAAAUUGCACAUUAAAAGGAACAAACUUUCAUCAAAUUGAGUGCAAGUUUUUUAGCUUUAUGAUUGUUUCUGGUGACCCACAUUCUUAAUUAACUGUUCCCUUCAUAAAGAGAAGAAGAAGAUUCUUCGAAAUCUCUUCUUUUGUCAAGUCUUCUCAGCUAAAAAAGUACAGAAAGCCACCAUUAAUGCUGGUCACCUCUCUGUCUUUAAUGUUCUUAUCACCUUCUUACCUCUAGCUUCCCCAGUUUCUUUCUCGUCUAUGUGUUAAUACGACAAACACACACACACAAGAACACCGAACAUUCUCAUCCACGGUUUCUUUCUGCAUUUCUCCUCACUUCCUUCCUCCACUCUCUUUCUUCUUCUCCUGCUUUUCGUUUCCUUGGAGUUUUUUUCUGUAGAGGAGAGCGUCUAGGAUCACGAGCUGUGUUUAGUUUCCUUGACUUGAGUUGACUAGCCGUUCCUCUUUGAGUUAAGUUCAUUGUCUCCACAGUUUCUGGAGACAUUGUGUGUGAAUUUACAAAGACACCUCUAUUGGUCUCUUUCACUUUCCUCUUCUGCUAAUUUUAUCAUGAUUCACUCAAAGGUCUCACCUUUACUCUUUCUUUCAUGGCUCUUGCUCUUACAAACCACCCAUCAACUUCAAAACUCUCAGACCCAGGUCCUGUACCAGCUCAGGAAACAUCUAGAAUUCCCCAAAGCUCUCGAAUCUUGGGGAAGUUACUACGGAGACUUAUGUCAAAUCUCUGCAACUCCUCACAUGAGCAUCUCCUGCGAAGGUAACUCCAUCACGGAGCUUAAAGUCAUGGGAGACAAGCUUCUAAAACCGUUUGGUGAGUUUGAUGGAGCUUCACUACCAAACCGUACUCUCUCUGAAGCUUUCUUAAUUGAUUCCUUUGCUACUACAUUGACAAGGCUAACAAGCUUAAGGGUCCUUAGCUUAGUGUCACUAGGCAUCUUUGGUGAGUUACCAGGGAAGAUUCAUCGGUUGUAUUCGCUCGAGUCCUUGGAUUUGAGCUCGAAUUAUCUCUUUGGUUCUGUCCCUCCUGAUGUUUCCAGAUUGGUUAAGCUUCAAAGCCUGAUGCUUGAUGGAAACUACUUCAACGGCAGUGUUCCUGACGCGUUGGCUUCCCUGACUAACCUCACUGUUCUUAGCUUGAAGAACAACCGGUUCAACGGGCAGUUUCCUUCUUCAGUUUGCAGAACUGGAAGACUAACGAAUCUUGCUCUCUCUCACAAUGAGAUCUCUGGUGAGUUGCCUGAUCUUAGUAAGUUAGAGCAUCUCCAUAUGCUGGAUCUAAGAGAGAACCGCUUUGACUCUGAACUACCUAUGUUGCCUAAGAGAUUGGUUACUGUUCUUCUGAGCAAGAACUCAUUCUCCGGCGAGAUUCCUAGACAUUUUAGCGGUUUGUCUCAGCUUCAGCAUCUUGACUUGUCGUUCAAUCAUCUUACCGGAACUCCACCUCGGUUCUUGUUCUCCUUGCCAAGCAUUAGUUACUUGGACUUGGCGUCUAACAAGCUCGGUGGGAAGCUGCCACUCAAUCUCACCUGUGGAGGCAAACUCGGUUUUGUGGAUUUGUCUAAUAACAGAUUGGUUGGGACUCCUCCUCGCUGCUUGGCAGGCUCUUCAGGUGAGCGUGUUGUUAGGCUCGGUGGAAACUGCUUGUCUAUAAACAGCAGUCAUGAUCAGCAUCGAGAGUUCUUAUGUGAAGAAGCUGAAAGAAAGCAGUUGCAAGGAAGGAAAAUUGGGACUUUAAUUGCGAUGAUUAGUGGAGCUGUUCUAGUUCUUGCUUUGGUUGCACUCGGACUAGUCCUGUUAUGUGUAAAGCGUUCAUGUUGUUGUUGUUCAAGAGGAAAGUCAGUACCGAAAACUCGGCUUAAGAUUCUGACUGAUAAUUCACACACCAGUCUCUCCUCUGCAGUUCUUGCUAGUGCAAGGCUAAUCUCUCAAACAGCGAAGCUAGUUGCACAAGGUGUGCCCUCAUGCCGUUCAUUUUCUUUUGAAGAGUUAAAGGAAGCCACAGAGGGUUUUCAUUCAUCACGUUUCUUAGGUGAAGGCUCCCUUGGAAAGCUAUACAGAGGAACACUGGAAAAUGGAAGUUUUAUAACUGUGAGAUGUUUGGUUUUAUCAAGAAAAUUCUCUAGCCAAAGUAUCAGAGGUCACUUAGAUUGGAUGUCUAAGCUCAACCAUCCUCAUCUCCUUACCUUCUUGGGCCAUUGCACUCAAACCAGCGGAGAACAUGAUCCUGCAGCUACCAUACUCUACCUUGUUUACGAGUAUAUUCCCAACGGGACAUAUCGUGCGCAUCUCUCAGAGUCUUGCUCGGAGAAGAUCCUAACGUGGCCAGACCGGUUAGCAAUUCUGAUUGAGAUAGCAAAGGCUGUUCAUUUUCUCCACACCGGUGUAAUGCCUGGCUCCUUCAACAAUCAUCUGAAGACUAACAACAUUUUGCUUGACGAGCACAAGAUUGCAAAGCUCAGUGACUAUGGAGUCUCUGCCAUCAUUGAAGAGAAUGAAAAGCUUGAGACAAAGUCAGAAACCAACAACAAGUCAAAAAAAACAGCUAAAAGAGAGGAUGAUGUGUACAACUUUGGAUUCAUACUUCUUGAAUCUCUCAUAGGACCAUUACCCACUACAAAAGGAGAGGCCUUUAUUCUCAAUGAAAUGACGUCAUUUGAGAGCCAAGACGGUCGUCAGAAAAUAGUGAGUCCAACGGUGCUAACAACUAGCUCUCAGGAGUCUUUAGCGAUUGCCAUCUCAAUCGCUAAUAAAUGCGUUUUGCUUGAACCUUCCGCAAGGCCUUCCUUUGAAGAUGUUCUAUGGAACUUACAAUAUGCGGCUCAGAUGCAGUCUGCCGCAGACGCUGAACGCAAGUCUGACACGUCUCCAUGAAUCCGGAGUGCGAGUGUUUGAUAAUUUUUUUUUUUUCGGUUUUUCAAAAUGUAAAGUUUUAUAAGUUUGGUCUUAAUACAAGCUAGCAUAUUAAGGUUUCUAAUA
Messenger RNA from Brassica rapa (field mustard), 3935 nucleotides. RefSeq names its product probable inactive leucine-rich repeat receptor-like protein kinase At3g03770. Gene Ontology annotation, molecular function: ATP binding; protein kinase activity; receptor serine/threonine kinase binding. NCBI's taxonomy places the organism in Eukaryota, Viridiplantae, Streptophyta, Magnoliopsida, Brassicales, Brassicaceae. Gene Ontology annotation, biological process: protein phosphorylation. The record is from RefSeq and is a predicted model, not a curated record.